CCCCAAUAAAGUAUAAAAGGUGGAGCAAACCUUGUAUAUAAAGCCAGGCAAUUCAAAGGCAUAUAUGACUAUACAAUCACAUUUUCACCAAAAAAAAAAGGGACCAUUUAUUUAUGCCACAUUCCUUCUUUUCUUCUUCCUUCAUCUAAAAAAAAAAAUAAAAAAAUCUCGAGAGAGAAAGUAGAGGCAAAAACCUUAGAGUGAGAAAGCUCUGAUGGGGAAUUGCCAGGCGGUGGAUAUGGCGGCACUGGUUAUACAACACCCAAACGGGAAGCAAGAGAGGAUGUAUUGGCCGGUAACCGCUAGUGAGGUCAUGAAAACGAACCCCGGCCAUUACGUGUCCCUCAUAAUACCCUUGCCGGAUUCCGGCAAGAAUCCCGUUGUUAGGUACACUCGUGUCAAGCUCCUCCGGCCACACGAUAUUCUAGUUCUUGGUCGAGCAUAUCGGCUAGUCACCACUCAAGAGGUAUUGAAAGUGGUUAAAGCAAAGAGGCAUGCAAAGAUAAAGGAGAACGAACCGGAAUCUGGUAAGAACUUGCAGACGAGGGAUGAAAAGCAGAGCAGUAAUUCUCAGGCAGCAGAGAUUAACCACACGGUCACGAGACAAGGAAAGCCAAGAUCAUGGCGGCCAUCUUUACAUAGCAUUUCAGAAUCUGGAAGCUGAUGCAAUCAUAUUCAUGUAUGGAAUAAAUUCCCAAUAUUACUCAUGCAAAACCGUAAAAACACGAAACUAUGAACUUGGAAAAUUGUCAAGCACUAAUUCCGCUUUUCUNUUGUAUAGGCUAUAGAUUCAUAGGUUCACAAAAUUAGACUGUUUGUCACAAUUAAAUUUCACCACUCAGUCUCUUUAUCCAAACUCAACUUCCUUUCUUGUUCUCUUUAGAACAAGAAAGUACUCCUUCGAGGGUUGUAUUCAUU
This is a messenger RNA of Striga asiatica, 918 nucleotides long. The record is from the annotation of a GenBank genome assembly. Lineage: Eukaryota; Viridiplantae; Streptophyta; Magnoliopsida; Lamiales; Orobanchaceae.